Messenger RNA from Protopolystoma xenopodis, 403 nucleotides. Lineage: Eukaryota; Metazoa; Platyhelminthes; Monogenea; Polystomatidea; Polystomatidae. The record is from the annotation of a GenBank genome assembly.
GAUAGUAGUGGGCCUUAAUGAGGGUCGUUUAAGAUUGAGGCUUACGGAGGCAUUGGUACGCUCUGUUCGUCUCUCAGCAAGUGUGUCUCGUGACUGGUCAGUUGAAUAUGCCUCAUUCAGUCUUGCCUUUUGGCCUCCAACUCCUCCUGCAGCCGCAGACACGCAAGAGGUCAGUGACGCCGGUCUCGAGGAAGAAAUGGUGCCGUCCGAGCGACAACGCCAAACGGUGGCCUACAGCAAACUGGUGGAACUGGCCACGGCGGCGGCCGCCGCGCUCGCCGCCUCUUCCAGCUCCGCGGAGGCUGGUACCGAGUCGGUCCGUCCGAGUGGUGUCGGUCGCAUCUGCCCCUCGGACAACCUGUCGAGCGAACUGUUGCGUCUUGCGGGCCUACCGGCUCCGACG